UUUGCGAGCUCCUGCGGGAGCAACUUCGGCACCGCGUUGAGAGUUCGGUCCAUCGAGGAGCUCGAGCAAAGUCUCAAUAAGUACGUCGAGAAGUACACAAAGACUGAAGAGUCCUCGGCCCAGCAAUCUUCUCAUAUCGGCGCCGUCUUACGCCAGAUCGAGGCGCAAGAGGUUGUCUACAAGGCCGCGGUGCAGGAGUUGCAUUUAGGAGUUGUGGCUACUGCGCCGACGGAGGGCAAGGACAAAGGAGGUGGAGGCACGGCCACGGCACAUUUCGAGUCCCACGACUACGAGUACCUCCACAAGUACAUGUACAUUGUCGAGCGGCUCAAGGAUCUGGGGCAGCUCACCUUCAUGACAUGCGAUCUUUGGGUUGGUGAAGGAUUCACUCCAAGAAACAUGAAGCUCAUCCAGAUCAUCGGCCAGGAAGUGCAGACAGACGUACCAACGGAAAAGCUGAUGGGGCUGACGCUGGAACCCCCAGGUUACGAUGACCUGACGGCGCCAGUCGGCGCGUUCCUGGAACAGAUCGGGGGCACGGGAGACAAGUUCACGCUCAUGGGCACCACCAAGCAGCAGGCGGUGGAGAUCAUGAACCAGGCCCACGAGGCCUGCGAUCGCCGCGCGUGGACUGAGCUCUGUGCUGCCACGGGCUGUGAAGAUGGGUGGCACCCGAAGCAUUAUCACCUGCUAUCGGAUGCUUCGCUAAACUUGCUCGCCAAGUUCUUCCACCUCAUGGACCUCGCGAGUUCGGCUCCUGAUUUAGUCCAGAGGACACCCGUGCUCUUCAAUGGCGUGGACAGGGAGAGGUUCGGCAAG
Molecule: messenger RNA, 819 nt
Organism: Prorocentrum cordatum
Lineage: Eukaryota; Dinophyceae; Prorocentrales; Prorocentraceae
Source: the annotation of a GenBank genome assembly